Molecule: messenger RNA, 273 nt
Organism: Brenthis ino (lesser marbled fritillary)
Lineage: Eukaryota; Metazoa; Arthropoda; Insecta; Lepidoptera; Nymphalidae
Source: the annotation of a GenBank genome assembly
AUGAAUGACAUAGUUAGUGGCGAGAAAUAUAAAGUGAUAGAGAUGGAUCAAUCUGACUUUGUCGAUAUAAAAAUGCUUAUUGAAGGCCGAAAUUGGACGCAUGACUCUGAGGGAAAUAAAAUAUUGUGGUCCAAUAUUAUGGAAGUUGUUGCGGGUACUCAUGAGGGUAUACUGAACUUAAAAUACAGUUUUGAAGAAGAUUAUAUUAUAGAGUUCCACGCGCAUACGGAGUUACACACACAGGGAGCUACAAUGGACCACAACUGGUCGACG